This is a messenger RNA of Drosophila virilis, 4194 nucleotides long. RefSeq lists its product as uncharacterized. The record is from RefSeq and is a predicted model, not a curated record. Gene Ontology annotation, molecular function: protein-cysteine S-palmitoyltransferase activity. Gene Ontology annotation, biological process: peptidyl-L-cysteine S-palmitoylation; protein targeting to membrane. Lineage: Eukaryota; Metazoa; Arthropoda; Insecta; Diptera; Drosophilidae. Gene Ontology annotation, cellular component: endoplasmic reticulum; Golgi apparatus.
AUAUUCGUUAAAAAGAUAAGAAAAUCAUAUAAGGCACAAUUUUUCUCUCUCUCUCUCUCUCUUCCGCUUACAUUCGAAAUUGUCAACCGUCACGCGCUCAUCUCCAGAACAAGCAGCUUCUCACUUUAACUCCCACACCUACUCUCCAAUCUACCCUCAAAGCAAUACACACAUACACAUAUAUAUAUGUAUGUAUAGCCAGAUAGUUAUGUGCGCCAUCCCAGGCCGGUCUUUAAGCCCGAAAACGCUUUACCGGUAACCAGACAGCUGUGACACGCCGCGCUCUCUCUCUCUCACUCCUUUUGACUUCCAAUUUCUAGCAUCUUCAACCUCAUCACAUCAUAUUGGCUGCUUUCAAUAGUGCAAAGCUUUUUUUGGAGCACACUUUCAAUUCGCUUUCAACUUCAAAUCGUUCACUUCGGCUCGGCUUUGCUCGGCUUGGUUUCGCCUCGCCUCGCCGCGCCGCGUCGUGUGCUUUCAAUGGCAGGCGCUGGCUUCAGCGAAGCUUUGUGCACAGCGCGUUGCUCAGUUGCUUCGCGUCCGUCAGGCGAGUUGGUUCGUUAAGCGUUACGUUUUCGGUUGCUGCCUGCCUCUCUAUUGCUCUCACUCUCUGUCUCUGUCACUCUUCUUCUCACCACUGUCGCUGUGCGUGCAUAUAUGUUGUGUGCGUGAGAGUAGUGCUUGUGUGUGUGCGGGUAGCCCAAACAAAUAAGUGAAAAAUAUAAAGAAAAAAAAAAAAAAAAAAAAAACAAAUCAUAGAGCAAGAGUCCUUGUGUAUGGGGGUGGCAGCGCAGCGACAACCCUAUAAGCACCACCCCCUUGGAAUGUGUUUGCGUGAUUCUUAACUGCGCCAUUGACACAAACAUACACACACACACACACACACAGACACACACACAAUAAACAACAGUAAACACAACAAAGUGACAACAGACAACAACGAAGUGCACAGCGCGCAGGAUAAUCGCAGGCGGAUUACAUAAAUACGCGUGGGCGUGGGCGUGGCAGCAGCAACAACAAAUAGAAGAAGACGAACAACAACAACAGCUGUAAUGUGCCAUUGCCAGUUGUUGCAUUCCACAUUUCGCAUCAUUCGAUCAUCAAUUUCAUCAACAUCAUCAUCAGCCUUAACAACAUGCGCAACGCGUCCAGAGCGACGCCACUAGCGACGCCGCAGUCGCAGGAGUCGGAGCAGAAGCAGAAGCAGAAGCAGCAGCAGCAGCAGUUGUCGGAGCAAACGGAUCACAUAAUAACCAUCAGCACCGCCAGCCUAUCGGAGCAGCUGCAGGAGCCGCCUCUCAAGCACUAUACACAAGCAGCAACAACAAUUGGAACUGGAACUGGAGCAGCAAUUGGAACUGGAACUGGAAGUGGAAGUGGAAGCGGAACUGGAGCAAGUGCAGCAGCGAUUGCCAUUGCCAGUGGCUCAUCGCAUUCGGGCCCGGCUGCAGCCGCUUCAUUGUGCCGGCUCAGUCAGCUGGUGAGCUAUCAGAAUAAUAUUGCCGACGUACAGCAUAGGCGUGGCCGACGCCUGCAUGGACUCCAGUUGCCGUUGCAUCCGCUGCAGCUAUUUGGCUGGCUGGUCUUGUUGCUGUUCGGCUUGGCCAGCUAUUGGGUGCUGAUACCCGCCUUUCAUGCGCCCAUCCAGGGUCCACUCUACGGUCUAAUCUCCGGCUUAUAUGUGGUGCACAUUGCCGCCCAUUUGACGGCGCUGCUCACCGAUCCGGCGGACAAGGAGCUGCGUCGCGUGCAUCGCAACGAUCGCAUUGUGCCCGAAUUCGAUCGCAGCAAACACGGACACGUCAUCGAGAACGGACGCUGUCAUCUGUGCAACAUACGGACAACAACGCCGCGGACCAAACACUGCUCCGUGUGCAACAAGUGCGUCGGCAAAUUUGAUCAUCAUUGCAAGUGGCUGAAUCACUGCAUCGGUUCCCGCAACUAUGUCGCAUUCCUAAUGUGCGUUGUCAGCGCUGUUGUGGCCACCUUGGUCAUUGUGGCCGCCGUGAUUGGCCAGAUUGUGCUCUACUAUGUGCAGCCCGAUUGGCUGAGCUUCUAUUGGUGCAACAGCCGGCUGGACACAACGCUGGAGUCCACGGACUAUAUCAACUUGACGCUCAGCUUGAGCAAUGGCAGCAUGCUGCUGCUGGAGCAGGAACAGGACCAGAAUCAGCAGCAGGCGCAACACCAGCAGCUGGACGAUGAGCAGCUGCAACUGGAGAAUCUGACCACGGUAUCCACAUUGCUGCAGAACUUUACGGCGCUGCUGGAGCAGAGCACGACUGGGCCACAGUUGAAUCAUACGGUGACGCCCCUGGUCGCCGGUAUUGGUCUGCAUGAGACCAUCUACUUGCUGCUGCUGGGCGUGCUCGGCCUGCUGGCGGCGAUCAGUGCCGGGCUGUUGCUCCAUUUGUGCUUCUUUCACAUCUACAUCUCGUUUUUGGGCCUGACCACGUACGAGUACAUCAGGAAUCAUCGACAGGCACAGGAGGCCAGGGCCAAACAGCUGCUGGAGCAGGGCAAAAAUGGCGUGCACUUCAAUCCCAAUCUGCCCACAGUUAAUCAUCCGUCCAAGCUGGCUACCGCCGGCACAGCCCAGCUCUACUGCUGCUCUAAUGUGCCACAUCCCAAUCAAAGGCAACAGCAGCAGCUGCAGCCGGACACAGCAGCUGAUGCACAGCGUCUGCACUGCUGCGCCAGCUCACGGGAAUAUCAUCAGGCACGCCAGGCCAUCUACAUGUGCUCGCUGCUGCAGGAGCGCAGCAGCAGCAGCGAGCGUAGCCUGCAACUGGAUCUGGAUGCGGCACCGUUGCGUUCCUUUCACUGCUGCUCCAGCUAUGCGGCCGGCUCGAUGCAGCGACGCGUCAGCGCCGCGGCCAGCGUCAAGACGGCCCUGGAGCCGGCCACGGUGCGCCAACAGCGGGCGCAGAGAUCGGCCGGCUAUCUGCAGUAUACGGAACAGUGCACCUUGUGCACCUUUCGGCUGCGCAGUCCAUUGCGUGGCGGCGGCAGUGGCAGCGCAGCGGGCAGCAGCAGCACCCGCACGCUGGCCAGCCAAACGGCCACACCCACAUCGAGCGCCUCAGCAGCGGGCAACAUAUCGAAGCACCAGCGCUGGCGCCGGAAAUGGAACUGCUGCGCCAGCGUGCCCGACAGCCCGGAUGUGCCCAACGAUCUGUUGGCGGCGCUCAGCUAUCGCGAGCACGCCAAAAUGAAUGCCAGCGAGCUGCCCGUCCAGUUCAUACGCAGCCUGAACGGCGGCCUGGAGCUGCCACAAGCCGAAGUUGCCGCCACCGUCAAUCCGCAGCUGCCGUUGAAGGCGCCGCGCAGCUCCCGGCUGCGGCACAUGCUGCGCCUGCUCGGACGCUACAGGCGGGCGCGCUGUCAGCGCGGCGCUGCCGGCGCCGCCAAUCAGGGCGUGGCUGCGGCAGAACAGCAUGUGGCCGCCAUCAAACAGAAUCAGAUACGUCCGCUGCAGCUGCAGCCGGGCCGCGGUUACAUGUCCAAUGCGUCCAGCACAACGACAACAGCGACGCCGCCGCCGCCGCCAACCAUCAGCUCGCCCAGCCGCAGCGGCAGCAGCAGUGAGCUGAGCAGCGAUCUGAGCAGCGAGCCGUGCACCGGCAGCCAGGAGCUAAUGCUGCUGCCCACCAGCGUGAUACGGGAGGAUUGCGUGACCACCAGCUAUACGUUGACGCUGCCGCCGGCCUUGCCGCCGCCCACGCGCCGCAAAAUGCCCAACGCCAGCGAACUGGCCGAGUUGGCCGAGACGCUCGGCUUUGUGACCAGCCAUGGACAGUCCACGUCGCCGUCGCCGUCGCCGGCACAGUGCGCCAGCCGGCAGCUGCCCGGUCUGGGCAAUGUAUAUAGACGUCAACGUCGCAAGCAUUUUCUGCGCACACGCUCGCCCACAUUGUCGCCGAUACACGAAUCCGGACUCUCGAAUCCGACGUCGCCGCAACCAUUGCGCCAUAGCCUGGCGGCGGUCAGUGCCAGCUCCAUUGCCAGCUCCAACAAUGCCAAAUGCUCGCCCAUUGUGGCGCGUUCCACGGCCACGCUUGUCCAGAAUCUAUGCAGCCUCGCCGGUGGCAAUGAAUCGAUGCCCAAAACGGCAUCCAACAGUUCGCUGCAGAGCAUCAGCUCCAAUUCGAGCAGCAACUAAGAGCAGGAAGGAUUUACAGAGCGAGCAAGAGA